Messenger RNA from Fusarium sp. VM40, 327 nucleotides. NCBI's taxonomy places the organism in Eukaryota, Fungi, Ascomycota, Sordariomycetes, Hypocreales, Nectriaceae. The record is from the annotation of a GenBank genome assembly.
AUGUCGUCAUCAUCCGCCGAGCAGAAGAGCGAUAUCGAUGAGGAGCAGAUCGAGCAGAAGCCCCGCAAGACAAAGACCAAGAAGGCAAAGGGCGAGCGACGCAAGCGCCGCGCACGCUUCGAGGACUACGAGGAUGAGCAGGACAACAGCGGCCAGCUUGCCGCGCAGCAGCGACAGCAGCAGCAGAUGGCCCAGCAGCAACAACAGCAGGGCGGCGGCGGCGGAAAGAGUGAUGCCCUCAGUCUGCAUCUGGAGUUGAACCUCGAGAUUGAAAUCCAGCUCAAGGCGAGAAUCCACGGUGAUCUCACCCUUUGCUUGCUGAACUAA